AUGCUUCGUCACGUCUCGCGACUGCCGAAAUCGGUCAUGGCCGUCAACCUGCUGCGCUCAUCCGUGGCUUUCUCGACCUCCGCCUCACCUCGACCCUCUUCCACUGCGCCUACAGCUGCCGUGACACCCGUCGCGGCACACGAUCACUCAACUUUGGUGCACCAGAGCAAAAAGACGUCAGUGGCGACCGAGUUCGAGGACACGAAGCGCAUCUUUGCUUCGAAGAGCACCCUUGAGCUCGUACGCGCUUACGGCGUCUUCUAUAUGUCACAAUUUCGUCCUCUUGUGCAACACAGUGGCAAGCUCCUUGAGCUCUCGUACAAGUUUCCGGGUCCCAAAUUUACGGACGCGAUGCUGCGUGCCACUUUUUUUGGUCACUUCUGUGCCGGUGAAGACGUGAACGAGAUCCGCCCCGUGAUCAAGAAGCUCGAGGCUGCCGGUAUUGGCGCCAUUCUCGACUUUGCGGCCGAAGCCGACGUGGAACAGCCGCGUGACCUCAACGGCGUCGACCAGAAUUUGGUUUCAGCUCGUACGUACGCGUACGAUGGCGAGGCGGCGUGUGACGCCAACGCGGCUAUCUCACGCCAUGCAAUCAUUGAUGCUAGCGAAGCGUCGUCGGCCGGCGAGCCCGCAUUCGUGGCCAUCAAGUGCACGGCGCUGGGCAAGCCGGAGUUGCUUAUGCGCAUGUCUGCCAUCAUUGUGCAGGCUCAGCUGCUGUUCCACACUUUGGACGGUCCUAACUUUUCGCGCGCCAAGUCCCGUUACCUCGAGCGCAUGAUUGAUUAUCCCACACUGAGCGCCGGUCUUCGCAAUGCCGGCGUAGACACCAGUGAGGAGGAGAUUCAGAAGCUCUUUGACGAACUCGACCAGUCGUCCGGUGACGGUGUGAUUGACUACGUGGACUGGGUCAGCUUUUUAGACCCGUUUGAUCUCACCAUGGGCCCGCUUACUCAGUUCAUCGAGGAAGAGCCACUCUCGGACAAUGAGAAGACGCAGCUACACAAUAUGAUUGCUCGCCUUGAAUCGCUGGCUAAUGAGGCCUCGGAGCGUGGCGUGAAGCUCAUGGUUGACGCUGAGCAGACCUACAUGCAGCCGGCCAUCGACCAUCUGACGCUGAACCUACAGCGCAAGUACAACCGCGACGGCGCUGACGUCAUUUACAACACCUUCCAGUGCUACCUUAAGACGUCGAGCGACCGCAUUGACAUUGACCUGGAGCGUUCUCGUCGUGAGAAUUUCCGCUUUGCUGGCAAACUAGUGCGCGGCGCUUACAUAGUGCAGGAGCGCAAGCGUGCGCGCGACAAGGGAUACGCCGACCCGAUCCACGACACCAUUGAAGAUACACACGAGAACUAUGACGCCCAGGUAUCGAAGUUAUUGCGUCAUAACCACUUGGCCAGCUUCAUGGUGGCGUCGCACAACGAGAAGUCAGUUGUGAAAACGGUGCAACAGAUGCAGGACAUUGGUAUUAGUCGUGCUACUGGCGGCGUGUACUUCGGCCAGCUACUCGGUAUGUGCGACCACGUUUCGUACACCCUCGGCACGAACUCUUACAAGGUGUUCAAGUACGUGCCGUAUGGUCCUAUUCAUGAGGUGCUGCCAUACCUUAUCCGCCGUGCCCAGGAGAACUCGGGCCUCAUGAGUGGUGCUCAGUUGGAGAUGCGCAUGUUGAGCACAGAGAUCAAGCGUCGCAUGUUUGGAUGA
Messenger RNA from Peronospora farinosa, 1704 nucleotides. Lineage: Eukaryota; Oomycota; Peronosporomycetes; Peronosporales; Peronosporaceae. The record is from the annotation of a GenBank genome assembly.